Messenger RNA from Mytilus trossulus (common blue mussel), 2464 nucleotides. RefSeq names its product toll-like receptor 4. Gene Ontology annotation, molecular function: protein binding; transmembrane signaling receptor activity. The coding region runs from base 206 to 2452 and encodes 748 amino acids. The transcript is spliced from 2 exons. Lineage: Eukaryota; Metazoa; Mollusca; Bivalvia; Mytilida; Mytilidae. Gene Ontology annotation, cellular component: plasma membrane. Gene Ontology annotation, biological process: immune response; toll-like receptor signaling pathway; inflammatory response. The record is from RefSeq and is a predicted model, not a curated record.
CCAAAAUUCAAGAUGCAAUGGAAUUAAGACAUGCCAGUUUGAUACUUUGUGUGUUUGUAGAAAAGAUCCCGGUUCAGAACUUCUAAUAGCAAACUGUUCUGAUACGAAUCUGCACCGUAUACCUCGGCUACCAAACGUUCUUGUAGAAUUAUCUUUCCGAACGAAUAACAUCAGUAUAAUAGACGAUGGCAUUUUCGAGGAAAACAUGUUCAUGAAGUCCUUAGAUUUAUCUUUUAAUAGAAUAAAACACAUAAGGAAAAACUCGUUCAAAGGACUAAACAAUUUACUCUUUUUAGAUCUCAGCAACAACGAUUUGAAUUAUGAACACAUUUCGUUUGAAUCAGCAGCCUUUUAUUUCUUGGAGAAACUGAAAAGCUUGAAUUUGAAAAGAAAUGUCAACAGUUCUUUCGUUCCAGAUUUAUCGAAACUUCAAUCACUUGAAACGUUGUCAAUGGAUUUCAUUUCGGACAACAUUGCAAUUCUCGAUGAAAAAUUUGUGUGCUUGAAAAACCUAACAUUUAUAGAUCUAUCUGGUGUUACCGGUAAUUGCAAAAUGAAUACACCGUGCAAAAUACAAUACAUUUACAAUGGAACGCUUACGAAUAUGAGAAACAUGUCCGAACUUGAUGUUUCUUUAAAUACAUGUUUGGGAUUUCCAGCGCUUGAAAAUAUAACCACUGAUAUUAUGCAAUCAGCAAUAAAAGUUCUUAAAGUUAACUAUAUUUAUGGUAUAUUCGAAAUGACUUCAGUACUCAAAUAUUCUCACAUAAGGAAUUUGCAAAAUACGUCACUUAUCAGGUUCGAAGCAGCUGGAAAUCGAAUCAAAAGCAUCGAAUCUGGUGCAUUAAGAUAUCUUCCUAAGUCCCUUGAAAGUGUAGACUUGAGGGACAACGUUUUUUCUGUUGGCCAAUAUUUGAAUGACUUAAAGACGAUACAUAUCACUUCUAUUGAUAUUUCUCAUACUUAUUCCACUCACAACAUGCUAACAACCUACUUAGAGAUGUGCAUUCCUCGAGAAUAUACUGUUACAAUUAAUUCUCAAAGCAACUGGUUGUAUAAGAAGAUUACAUUUUUUGAAAGUAUGAAAAAAAGAUUAAUAAUUCCAGUUCCACCAAAAUUGAGAACAUUUCUAUUUAGAUCAAGCAGACUGAAAUAUGAAAUACCUUAUGUAAGGUUUACUAAAAAUGAACUGAACAAUCUUAGUUUCAGUGACAAUACCUUACACAGGUGGACAGGACCCAUACGUAAUGUUAAACAAUUGACUUCUUUAGACCUAUCAUCGAACACUUGUUCGAAUGUUUCAAAAUUAUUUUUCAGUAAGGAUUUCAGUAUGUUAAAAAACUUGCUAUUACAUGACAACAAUUUAGGGCAAGUCAUAGCGCAAGAUAAUAAUGGUGAAAUAUUGAAGAAUCUGAACAACGUCGUUUACAUUAAUCUGUCUAAAAACAAAAUUAAGAACAUACCAAAUUUGUUUUUUAAAAAGCAACACAAUUUAAAACAUUUAGACCUCAAUGAAAACAUGAUCAAGGAUAUCACAUUUAAAGUUUCUCAUAUGAAUAAACUCGUGUUUUUGAACUUAAGAAAUAAUCACAUAUCGAAGCUCAGUAAAUAUGCUUUGAACGCAUUGGACUCGGUUGCCAAAACAAGUGUAAAUUUUACAAUCGAUCUUCGUGGCAAUAACAUUUUCUGCAACUGCGAUUCCAUAUCGUUCGUCAAAUGGAUGGUAAACACACCAACCCAUCUUCAUGGUUUGAAAAAAUAUGAAUGUAAAAUGCCGAACAACACACAAAUUUUCAUUCACAACCCUAGACAAAUUUUCAAAACGCUUCAAAAGGAAUGUAUGUCAUAUGAAGGGAUUAUAAUUGGAAUAACGACAGGAAUAUUGAUUUUUAUUUUUAUUCUUUGUGGUGGAAUCAGCUACAGAUUUAAAUGGAAGCUACGUUAUUUAUACUACAUGGUCAAGGUCAAAUGGCAUCAAACCGACAAGGAAUCGGACAAUAAAGAUGAGAGAGUGUAUAUGUAUGAUGUUUUCGUGUCAUACGCAGACGAAGAUCAAACAUUUGUCCACAAUAUUCUUGUUAAAAAAUUAGAGAAAGAUGGUGGAAUUCAGUUAUGUUUGCACAAGCGUAACUUCUUACCUGGGAAUGAUAUCGCCACAAAUAUCACAUCCGCAAUUCACAAUAGUCGAAAAACAAUGGUCAUAAUGUCUCCAUAUUAUUUAGCCUCAUACUGGUGUAUGUUUGAAUAUAAUAUGGCAAGGAUGGAGGGUAUAUAUGAGCGCGAUUAUGAAAACAUUCUUUUUCUAGUAUUUUACAAGCAAAUUUCAACUUGCGAUCUGCCACUUCAAAUACUCGAACUGGUUCAGUGUCAAUCUUACAUUGAGUAUCCAAAUGAUGAGUAUGGAGAUGUUGUCUUUUGGGAACAGCUAAAAAGAGCUAUUCAAUCUUGCUAAUGAGUUCGUUUU